Priceomyces carsonii is the source of this 609-nucleotide messenger RNA. It is a transcript of the gene RLP24, whose product is annotated as ATPase-activating ribosome biosynthesis protein. Gene Ontology annotation, cellular component: nucleolus. Lineage: Eukaryota; Fungi; Ascomycota; Pichiomycetes; Serinales; Debaryomycetaceae. The record is from RefSeq and is a predicted model, not a curated record. Gene Ontology annotation, biological process: ribosomal large subunit biogenesis. The transcript has a single exon. The coding region runs from base 1 to 609 and encodes 202 amino acids.
AUGAGAGUUUACACUUGUCAUUUCUGCUCAUCACCAGUAUAUCCUUUGCAUGGGAUUAUGUUCGUAAGAAAUGAUGCCAAAGAAUUCAGAUUUUGCCGUUCCAAAUGUCAUAAGGCAUUUAAACAGAGAAGAAAUCCACGUAAAUUAAGGUGGACAAAGGCAUUCAGAAAGGCAGCAGGGAAGGAAUUAGUAGUCGACUCGACGUUAACAUUUGGUGCUAGGAGAAAUGUACCAGUUAGAUAUAACAGAGAUUUGGUUGCAACAACCUUGAAAGCAAUGGCGAGAGUAGAGGAAAUCAGAACAAAGAGAGAAAGAGCAUUCUACAAGAAUAGAAUGAGAGGAAAUAAGGAGAAGAAGUUAGAUGCAGAUAAGAAAUUGGUCGAAAGGAAUCCUGAGUUGUUGAGAAUGAGGGAAGUUGAAUUAAAGAGAAAGGCAGAAAAGAAGGCAGCCAAGGAAGCCUCAAUGGACAUUGAAGAAGAAGUUGCUUCCGAGGAUAUGAUUAGCGAGGAUGAAGAAAUGGAGAGUGAAUCAGAGGUCGAAGAAAAGAAGCAAAAGGUAUUGCUUACAAACAAAAAGAAAAGCAAGAGAGCGCUGCGUUUAGCGCAAUAA